GCAUAAUACUCGUUUAUGUAUAAAAGUUUCAAUUUCAUACAUUUUCUUCGUAAUAUAUGUAUAAUAUGUCGGUGAGUAAAAAACAUAAAAUCUCGGAUGAAAGUCGCGUUUUUCGAGAAAAAUGGUCAAUAAUUAUUUUUUUAUUCGAGUUAAAAGAAAAGGCAAUAUGUUUGAUUUGUCAAGAAUCGAUUGCAGUGAGAGUACAAUUUAAAGCGACAUUAUUGUACCAAACUGCAGCAAAAUAUGAUAUGAUACAAGGACAACUUCGAAUUGAUAAACUUGCAUUGUUAAUGAAAAAUAUACAAGAUUUCAAUAUCAAUACAUAUUUUGAUGGACAGACGUUUUGGAUCUGGAAUUUAGUCAUAGCAUGGCCGUGAUUUCGGUUUUCCGUCAUCUCAC
Rhopalosiphum maidis (corn leaf aphid) is the source of this 399-nucleotide messenger RNA. Its product is annotated as general transcription factor II-I repeat domain-containing protein 2-like. Lineage: Eukaryota; Metazoa; Arthropoda; Insecta; Hemiptera; Aphididae. The record is from RefSeq and is a predicted model, not a curated record. The transcript is spliced from 2 exons. Bases 57 to 377 code for a protein of 106 amino acids.